Mesorhabditis belari is the source of this 402-nucleotide messenger RNA. Lineage: Eukaryota; Metazoa; Nematoda; Chromadorea; Rhabditida; Rhabditidae. The record is from the annotation of a GenBank genome assembly.
AUGUUGUUCGUGGGUGUUGCUCUGCUUGGUCUUUUUGGAGCUUGUAUGGCCGAUUCGGUUGCCGUUGAAGGCGUUUUGACUUGCGAUGGACGACCAGCUUCGGGAGUUCUCGUGAAGCUCUAUGAAAAGGACACACUUUUGGACGACAAGUUGGCCUCGGGGAAGAGCGACUCGCAAGGUCGUUUCCGUCUCCAAGGAUCGCAAUCCGAAUUCGGCGGAAUUAAGACCAAAUUCAAUGUCUACCACAAAUGUGGAACACUGCCAUUCACUCGCCGCUUCAUUCCAACUUGCACUUUCAAAGCGUCAUUCGACAUCCCCAGCCGAUAUGUCGCCGGCGGAAACAGCCCACGAGAGACGUACAACGCUCAAACUUUGGAGCUUCUCUCUUCACACCAAGGACAC